AUGGUGAAGCUCACGGCGGAGCUGAUCGAGCAGGCGGCACAGUACACCAACGCCGUCCGCGACCGGGAGCUCGACCUGCGCGGCUACAAAAUCCCUGUUAUUGAGAACUUGGGUGCCACUCUAGACCAGUUUGAUGCCAUUGAUUUCUCUGACAAUGAGAUCCGCAAACUGGACGGAUUCCCCUUGCUGCGGAGGCUGAAAACUCUCCUCAUGAAUAACAACAGGAUUUGUCGGAUUGGUGAGAACCUGGAACAGGCUCUGCCCAGCCUCACAGAGCUCAUUCUUACCAACAACAACAUUGCUGAACUGGGUGAACUGGAUCCGUUAUCAACUAUUAAAUCAUUGACUUACCUGAGCGUUCUAAGGAAUCCUGUAACAAAUAAGAAACAUUACAGAUUAUAUCUAAUUCAUAAAGUUCCCCAGGUCAGAGUGCUGGAUUUUCAAAAAGUGAAGCUCAAAGAGCGACAGGAGGCAGAGAAAAUGUUCAAGGGCAAACGGGGUGCACAGCUUGCAAAGGAUAUUGCCAGGAGAGCAAAAACCUUCAAUCCAGGAGCUGGGCUGCCAACAGACAAAAAGAAAACUGGGCCCUCCCCAGGGGAUGUGGAGGCAAUUAAGACUGCCAUAGCAAACGCCUCGACCUUGGCGGAGGUGGAGCGGCUGAAGGGAUUGCUGCAGGCGGGACAGAUCCCCGGCAGGGAGCGGAAAUCAGGUCACUCUCUACUUCUGCUGCUCUUCUUUAAACAGAAUCCACCUCUCUUCCUUGAUUCCUGAUGCUUUAUGUGAUCUCUGUAGGGAGUUGGGUAGAAAAAGUGGGAGUUUGUCAUGUGUGGAGCACACCCCUGGCUCUGUGUGAUCUGCCUGGCCUUGAGUGCAGCUCAGGGCUGUCACCUGCACUCCCUCCAGAGCAAGGUGCCAAACAAGGUGCUUUGCUGCACUGUAUGACUCCAAAGUUCAUCCCAGUUAUUGAACAAAAUGAAAUUACAGAGUCUCUCUGGACCUGUGCUGAGCAUCAGUGUCUCGGGUGUGGGUACAGCAGUGAGUCUGGGAGCCCUGCAGAGAUGUGUCUCAGCUGCAGGCUGGCCAUAGCACCAGUUUUCUGUACAUUGAGGCUACCUGGAUUUCCUGUUCUGUAGAGCUCUUAAACGUUCCCUUUAUAACUCUUCUGCAGAGGGGUGGGGAAAGAACAGCAGCGUCUGCAGCAGCUGCCCUAAAACUCUGACGUGUCCUUUCAGGCCCAUCGGAGGACGGCGAAGAAGAAAUGGAAGAGGACACAGUGCCAAACGGAUCGUAGCCCGGGCCGUGCCGCGCUCCGGCCCUCCCCAGGAGCCCUUUCCUGUCCCAUUCCUGUCCCCGGCAGGGCCCCAUCGCUCCCGUCCUCGCGCAUUUCGCUGUUCAAUAAACGAACGGUCCCUUUUUC
Cyanistes caeruleus (blue tit) is the source of this 1417-nucleotide messenger RNA. It is a transcript of the gene SNRPA1, whose product is annotated as small nuclear ribonucleoprotein polypeptide A'. Gene Ontology annotation, molecular function: U2 snRNA binding; protein binding. Gene Ontology annotation, cellular component: U2 snRNP. Gene Ontology annotation, biological process: mRNA splicing, via spliceosome. Lineage: Eukaryota; Metazoa; Chordata; Aves; Passeriformes; Paridae. The record is from RefSeq and is a predicted model, not a curated record.